Messenger RNA from Daucus carota subsp. sativus, 2513 nucleotides. RefSeq names its product protein SCARECROW. Gene Ontology annotation, cellular component: nucleus. The record is from RefSeq and is a predicted model, not a curated record. The transcript has 2 exons. Gene Ontology annotation, molecular function: DNA-binding transcription factor activity; sequence-specific DNA binding. Gene Ontology annotation, biological process: maintenance of protein location in nucleus; asymmetric cell division; regulation of DNA-templated transcription. Bases 151 to 2331 code for a protein of 726 amino acids. NCBI's taxonomy places the organism in Eukaryota, Viridiplantae, Streptophyta, Magnoliopsida, Apiales, Apiaceae.
GCGUACAAUUGCAUUCUGAAUAGUAAAAACUUUUUGUCAAGGGCUAGAGCUGGGUUGGCGUGUAAAGUUGAACGUCUUUUACACAUUUAAUCUUCUGUCAGCUUUUUCUUCUCCCUUCACUGCAGCAUUGCAUCGAUAGAUCAUAAAUCAAUGGUGCGGAAGAGGCUAGCUUCCGAGCUGGAAGGCGAUGAAUGCCACAAUAGAUUUGUGGGCCGCCGGACAAGUGAUUUAAAUCAUCUCCUGGAUGAAACCAGUGGUCUCCAUGCUGCAGCAGGUGUAGUCAUCAACAAUGAUAAUUAUAAUAAUAACAAUAAUAAUAAUAAUCCCAAUUCUUCUAACCACGCACAAAUUGCCAACCACUCCACCAACGUGAUGUUAUCUUCCUCAGCUAUCAACACAAACGCUUGUACUAGUAGUACAAUGGACGGAUCAUCUCAUCAAUCUGCUUCCCCUUCCGUUUGUGUUUUCUCGGGCCUGCCCUUGUUUCCGCCAGUGCUGCAGCAGCAGCAGCAACCGCUGUUAUCUUCUCCAACUAAUAGUUCAAUUGGAACUCAAGUUGGUGGUAUAAAUAGUCAUAGUAAUAGCAGUGCUGCAAUGGUAUGGAUCGAUGGCAUCAUCAAGGAUCUUAUUCACACUUCCUCCUCUGUCUCAAUACCCCAGCUUAUCCAAAAUGUUAAAGAAAUCAUCCACCCCUGCAAUCCCAGCCUUGCCGCACUACUUGAGAGUAGACUCCGCACUUUGACCACUACCACAAUGGAUCCAGACUAUUUCACGACGACGAGAAAGGAAACAUCAUCAUCAUCGCCCAUUAUUAGAAAUUCCCACUAUCCUCCUCCUCCUUACCAUAAUCUUCAAAUGGCAACAGUCGGGCAACCCCAAUUGCAUCAGGGUCAGGGAUCCUCAGCUGCCCCCCCAACUGGUCUUGCAGUAUAUCGAGGGGAUGUAGAAGAUAACAUUGCGGCUUCUGUCAACCAUUACAACAACAAUUGGGGACUUCCACAAACCGCGACUGGCGGCAGUAAUGAGGCCAUGCCUACUGACCAUAUUCCUGUCAUGUUCCCAAACCAAAUUAAGAUGCAUGAGGACUCUCAACUCCAACAGAUUGAGACGCUGCCACCUCCUCCAGCAGCAUCUGAUGCAUCACAGGUCAUGGAUGAUGCGGCAGUCAUAAGGGAGAAGAGAAAACAAGAGAUAAGACAGCUGAAGAGGGACGAAGAAGGUCUGCACCUGCUCAAACUACUCCUGCAGUGUGCGGAGGCCGUCUCUGCAGACAAUUUUGAGGAGGCCAAUACCAUGCUAUUGGAAAUUUCAGAACUGUCCACACCUUUUGGAACGUCCGCUCAAAGGGUGGGCGCGUACUUCUCAGAGGCAAUGUCGGCCAGAUUAGUUAGCUCCUGCUUAGGAAUCUAUGCUUCUCUUCCCGCAACAGUGGUGCCUCUUCAUGGCCAGAAAGUGGCCUCAGCCUUCCAGGUUUUUAAUGGUAUCAGUCCCUUUGUUAAGUUCUCGCACUUUACUGCAAACCAGGCCAUACAGGAAGCUUUUGAGAGGGAGGAUAGGGUGCAUAUCAUAGAUCUAGACAUCAUGCAAGGCCUCCAAUGGCCGGGACUCUUCCAUAUCUUAGCUUCUCGACCUGGAGGACCUCCUUCUGUUCGACUCACAGGUUUUGGCACUUGUAUGGAGGCUUUAGAAGCCACUGGUAAGCGCUUGUCGGACUUUGCUGAUAAGUUAGGGCUCCCAUUUGAGUUCUCCCCGGUUGCUGACAAAGUUGGGAAUCUAGAUCCUGAAAGAAUUAACGUGAGCAAAAAGGAGGCAGUUGCGGUUCACUGGUUGCAGCAUUCACUCUAUGAUGUUACAGGCUCUGAUGCAAACACGCUUUGGCUCUUGCAAAGAUUGGCCCCAAAGGUAGUGACUGUGGUAGAGCAAGACCUGAGUCACACAGCCGAUUCCUUCUUGGGAAGGUUUGUGGAGGCCAUACAUUACUUCUCUGCAUUGUUCGACUCUCUGGGAGCAAGCUAUGGGGAGGAAAGCGAGGAGAGGCAUGUGGUGGAGCAGCAGUUGCUAUCGAGGGAGAUAAAGAAUGUCCUAGCUUUGGGGGGUCCUUCAAGGAGCGAAGGUGGUGAGUUGAGAUUCAACAACUGGAGGGAGAAGCUUCAACAAUCUGGAUUCAAGGGAAUCUCUCUGGCUGGGAAUGCAGCCGCACAAGCCACUCUCUUGCUUGGGAUGUUCCCUUCUGAUGGUUACACCUUGGUUGAGGAUAACGGCACUCUCAAACUUGGUUGGAAAGAUCUUUGCUUGCUCACAGCUUCUGCUUGGAAACCACUUUACAACUAAUUAUUAUCAUCUAGCUACCUACCUACUUCAUUCACCCAUUACUUUCUUCUGUAUGUAGCGUAGGUAGCUUUUUUUCUCAAUUUAUGAAUAUCAUAGACGAGGCUAUAAAUCUCGUAGAGCUGCCUGACGCCUGUUGUCAAGUUGUAUUGUCAUAGUCUUAGAAUGAAUUUUGAAAGGAUGAA